GCCCGCCCCGCCCCCCGCUCCGCACCGCCCCGCACGGCGCGGGCUGAGCGCUGCGCGGGGCUCGGUUACGUCGGCGCCGGCUGCCGCCCCGGACAUGUCGGGCCCGCGCGCCGGCUUCUACCGGCAGGAGCUGAAUAAGACCGUGUGGGAGGUGCCGCAGCGGCUGCAGGGCCUGCGCCCGGUGGGCUCCGGCGCCUACGGCUCAGUCUGCUCGGCCUACGACACACAGCUCCGCCAGAAGGUGGCAGUGAAGAAGCUGUCCCGCCCCUUUCAGUCACUGAUCCAUGCGCGAAGAACGUACCGUGAGCUGCGGCUGCUCAAACAUCUGAAGCACGAGAACGUCAUUGGUCUUCUGGACGUCUUCACGCCUGCUACGUCCAUUGAGGACUUCAGCGAAGUGUACCUGGUGACCACUUUGAUGGGUGCCGACUUGAACAACAUCGUCAAGUGCCAGGCGCUGAGCGACGAGCACGUUCAGUUCCUCGUUUACCAGCUGCUGCGCGGGCUGAAGUACAUCCAUUCGGCGGGGAUCAUCCACCGGGACUUGAAGCCCAGCAACGUGGCGGUGAAUGAGGACUGCGAGCUCAGGAUUCUGGACUUUGGGCUUGCGCGUCAGGCUGACGAGGAGAUGACAGGAUACGUGGCCACACGCUGGUACCGGGCGCCUGAGAUCAUGCUCAAUUGGAUGCACUACAGUCAAGCAGUGGACAUCUGGUCUGUGGGCUGCAUCAUGGCUGAGCUGCUCCAGGGAAAGGCCCUCUUCCCUGGAAAUGACUACAUUGACCAGCUGAAACGCAUCAUGGAGGUGGUGGGCACACCCAGCCCUGAGGUUCUGGCAAAGAUAUCCUCGGAGCAUGCCCGGACAUACAUCCAGUCCCUGCCCCCCAUGCCCCAGAAGGACCUCAGCAGCAUCUUCCAUGAAGCCAACCCCCUGGCUGUAGACCUCCUUGGAAGGAUGCUGGUGCUGGACAGUGACCAGAGGGUCAGCGCAGCUGAGGCCCUGGCUCAUGCAUACUUCAGCCAGUACCACGACCCGGAUGAUGAGCCAGAGGCUGAGCCCUAUGACGACAGUGUUGAGGCCAAGGAGCGCACAGUGGAGGAGUGGAAGGAGCUCACUUACCAGGAAGUCCUCAGCUUCAAGCCUCCAGAGCUGCUGCAGCCACCUGGCACCUGUGAGAUUGAGCAGUGAGGCAUUGCCCAUGGGAGGCCUGAGCCUCUCCCAUUUCCUCAGCUGGCCAGGUUUCCUCAAAUGUGCCUCUCAGUCAGCCCUUACUCUAGCCUGGGACCUCUUGCCUUGAGGGAGUCUACACACAUGUCAAUGCACAAGUAUGUGCCUGUGUGCCUGCCAUAUGUAGGAGACUGGGCAGAAGUGUCC
Molecule: messenger RNA, 1375 nt
Organism: Castor canadensis (American beaver)
Lineage: Eukaryota; Metazoa; Chordata; Mammalia; Rodentia; Castoridae
Gene: Mapk11
Product: mitogen-activated protein kinase 11
Biological process (GO): protein phosphorylation
Molecular function (GO): ATP binding; MAP kinase activity
Source: RefSeq, a predicted model, not a curated record